AUGUCUUCACACAAAGUGGCAUUCAGAGCCAACCUCAGUCCAAACCCGGAGUCGUUUGUUCUUCUGGAUGAUGUCUCAAUUAGAAGUGGGGCUUGUUCUGCCUCCGGAUCAUGUGACUUUGAGUCCGACCAGUGCACAUGGGUGAAUGCUGCUAAUGGAGUAUCAGAUCAACAUGACUGGGUCCAUACAGAUGGUCACUUCAUAGGUCCCCUGGUCGAUUACACAACUCAUACUGCAGAUGGAAAGUUUAUUUUGAGUCCUUCUCAGAUAAACACACGUGGCCAAAGCAGCCGGUCUGUGUUGAUCUCGGAAAGGAUCGUGCUGACCACUGAAUCCUGUCUUGACUUCUGGUACCAUAUAAACGGAAGUGACCCUGGGAUCUUAAGAGUGUUAUCAGAUUCAGAUGCAACAGAGCAGGAAGUGAUGUUUGAAACACGGGACAGCGGGAACAUUUGGAAAAAUGCCUCUAUCACUGUGGUAAAGACCAAACCCUUUCAGAUUUAUAUAGAGGCUAAAGCAGGUAAAGAAGGAUUUAUUGCUAUGGACGACAUACGAUUUACACAGGGGCCAUGUGAAGAUAUCAGUGUGGAAAGUGGAGUGUUUCCCAGGUGCGAUUUCGAGGCAGACACAAGUCAAUGGAAAGAUAUCAGUGUCGGGCAGUUUGUUUGGCAGCGGGAUCAGAAUGGUACAGUCACGGCCAACACAGGCCCCUCAGUGGACCACACUACUGGCACAGAGCUGGGUAAAAACAUAAAGAUGUUCUCAUCUAAUGAAAAACGGACUAAUACAGAAAGUUAUAUACAGUAUGGACACAUUUUAAAUUCUGUGUAUAUGCUUCUAUUAGGCUGGUAUAUGACAGUAGAAGCCAGCCAUGGGGACCACAAUAGCUAUGCUGCUCUACAAAGUACCGCUAUGAAAGAUGCCAGCAAUGAAUGUUUGUUUGAAUUUUACUACCACAUGUUUGGCGAGGGCAUCGGAGAACUGAAAGUGUUUCUUCAGGAGGGCCAGAGGAGAACACCUUUGUGGUGGAUGUCUGGUAACCAUGGAGAUGAGUGGCAUCGUGCAGAAUUGGGCGUUGGUCGCACCCAUCAAGUUUUUACACUCCUCUUUGAGGCUACCAGAACCUACAGUGAGCUUGGAGAUAUUGCCAUAGAUGACAUUUCUUUCUUAAACUGCAAUCUUCCAGGGCCUGAAGAAUCUUGUAAAGAUGACAUGUUCUUAUGUUCAAACCGUGUGUGUGUGGAGUCAAACAGAGUGUGUGACUACAGUGAUGACUGUGGAGACGGCUCGGAUGAGGAGCUCUGUGAUGUAAAGGGUUAUCAGAAACGCUGCAGUUUCGAGCAGGGCAUGUGCUCAUGGGGGAAGAGCGAUUUGGCAACUGGUUGGAUUUUGCAGAAGGGAGAACAGGCCUGGCCGAAGUUUGGACCACCGAGAGACCAUACCCGGAACACUGCAGCGGGUCAUUAUAUUACUCCAGCACAUGAGCUGAGUGGCGAUCGGAGAGCAGAGAUCAUCUCCAGCACUCUGAUGCCCAGUUCGGAUUGCACCGUGAGGUUCUACCACUACUGUCAAGGUAACAGCACUUUGGCCAGGCUAAAUGUCUUACUGAGGACACUUCGUAACGGAGAAGAUGACAUUAUACUUUGGGAAAAUGCUUUGACACAGAGCUUCAGCUGGCAAAGAGUCGAGGUCACCUUCUCCCCCAGGGUUAAGAGUAAGAUGGUAUUCAUGUACAUUGGAAACGGAGGGGCUCAUACAACACUAACAGCAGUGGAUGAUAUUUCACUCUCUAUGUCAUGUGCUCACGAUCCUGCCAACAGUGAGCUGCCCGACACACCCGAACCAACCACAACUCCAACUACAGCAACAACAUCAUUGACGACAUCUGCUCCUUCAGUUUCACCAACGGUCAACGCUUGCACGGAGAAAGAGUUUCACUGCUGGCAGUCAGAUGGUUUGAAAUGCAUUGCAGCUGCUGCUCAGUGUAAUUAUGUGCUAGACUGCCCUCUAGGGGAAGAUGAGCAAACCUGCGGUCCGUGUAAUUUUGAGAAUGGCCUCUGCCAAUGGAGUGAUGUAAGUGUAGGUCCUUACACAUGGAAUAGAGUAAAGGCAACUAACACCACAGACCCACCCAAUGACAACACCAUUGGAACAGGCCACUACAUCCAGACGUACUUCUUGGAGCAGUCUAAGAAUGAGACUGUGUUCCAAAGCCCAUCUCUGCCAAUUAGCUCUGCAUACUGCCAGCUUCUUUUUCACUUCCACAUUGGUGGAGAACGUUCAGGCAAUCUCACAGUGAUUCUACAGAAUGAAGAGGAUGAUGGGAAGCUGCUCUGGUCGAGAUCAAGCAGCAGUUCAACACAAUGGGUCACAGAGCUCUUACCAUUGGGAAAACACGAUAGGCCUUACAGGAUCAUUUUUAGCAGCCAGACCUUAUUUCGUCAUGAUGAGUUUUGCACCAGCAUUGCACUAGAUGACAUCUCCUUCCACAACUGUGAAAAGGACUACCAAGCUCCAGACAUUUCCUUGGCCACAUGCUCUUUUGAGAAGGAUCUGUGUGGGUGGUUUCAGGGAGCUGCAGAGGACAUCGACUGGCAGAGAUGGAGCGAAACAACCCAGUCCAAAAACACGGGUCCCUCGGGAGACCACACUAAUGGAAACGGGUAUUAUCUGUACAUCACAAGCUCAAUUCACAACAGGACAGGGGACAAGGCUCAACUGAAGUCUCCUCUUUCACCCCCAAGUGGUCCUGAUGGGUACUGCUUCUCAUUCUGGUAUCACAUGUUUGGAGCAAAUGUGGGAUCGCUAAGAAUGUCCAUAUAUGAUAUAUCUUCCAACCACGUAACACUGAUGUGGCUGAGAGAGGGGUCUCAGGGGAAUGAAUGGCGUUUGGCUCAAAUUCAUGUGAAACUACAGGAAGUUCAUCAGCUCUUAAUUGAAGCUUCAGUAGGAUUAUCUGGACACAUUGCUAUAGACGAUUUAUCAGUUACUAAAGGUGCCUGUGCUCCAGCAGAGGGUCUUUGUGACUUUGAGGAGGGGGAUUGUGGCUGGAUACAACAGACCAAUGAUAACCUAGACUGGAUUAGAGUGUCAGAUCUGUAUCAAAAAUCGGAAUUCUUAAAGUCUAGACCUGGACUUGACCACACAACCAAUACGGCCAGUGGAUACUAUUUUUAUAUGGAUGCCACGCCUGCUCACGUACAAGGACAUAAAGCAAUAAUGACAUCUCCCCUAAAUAUUGAUAAUGCCAAGUGUCUCCAACUGUGGUAUUACAUGGAGGGAAGGGGCGCUGGGACUCUAAAUGUGUAUCAACAGUUCUCAGACAAUGAUCAGUCCCUGUUGGUAACCCAGUCUGGAGGACAGGGGGGAUUUUGGAGGUUUGCUCAGACCCCGCUGGACCCCUCAGGGUCAAACUCCAGGAUCGUGGUGGAGGGGAUUACAGGCCAGAGUGAAGAAGGAGUCAUAGCGCUCGAUGACGUGCUGGUUACUAACUACCCUUGCACUCCAUCAGGACAAUGUGACUUUGAGGUAAACUUUUGCAGCUGGUUCAAUCUCUUUGAGGUGGAUGAUGCAGACUGGAUGAGAGUGCAAGCAGGCACUGGAGAGCACACAGGCCCCAGCGUAGACCAUACCAGCAACUCAUCCACAGGUUGUUACAUUUAUAUGGACAGCUCUGUUGGUCGAUGGGGAGACACUGCGAAGAUACUUAGUGAGAUAUUCACCCCAGACAGCAGGGGGCACUGUUUUACAUUCUGGUAUCAUCUGUAUGGAGACCGUGUUGGGACACUUAACUUGUAUAUCAAUAACAGCACCAUUUAUAACAGUGGGAAUGAGUUUGGCCAGAGAGUAUGGACGGAGUCAGGACAUCAAGGAGAUGUGUGGUGGAGAGGCAACGUAUAUGUGAACCACAAAGAGCCUUUCUGGUUCGUAUUUGAAUUCUUGAAGGGAGGAGGUCCGAAGGAAGUGUGGCUAUUGAUGAUAUUCACAUCGUCCACGGGACCUGUGACUCAGACCCCACUCCUGCACCACACAGGAUUGACACUGUAGGUAUUGGUGUAGGAGUGGCAGUGACGCUAUUGGUUAUUGUUGGUGCUGCCUUUCUUAUGUUCAAAAAAAUAAAAGGUGCUAACAGGGUAUGUGUACUUUCAGAUGACGUGCUUGAUAGCAACUAUAGACUUGAUAACUGCAUGGAUUCCAAUGGCUUACAUGUAACUACACUCUCAACAGCCGAAAAUGAUUCAUCAUUCAUAUAAACUGAUCAAACAAAAACUAAGAAACACAUUUUAAUGUCUUUGUUGUUUAAUGUUGUUUUUACAACAACAAGCCAUCAGUCCUACCAUCUGACUUGCUGUCAUCCGUCUCCAACAUACCAAAUGCCGUUUUUUCAAGAAGUGACACAAUGACUUGUGGUGAACUCAAUCCAUGUGCAAUUGGACUGAAUUCCUUUAUUUUAACGGUGACUUCACAUUUAUAUUUGCAUAGUAGUCUUUAAAAGACCUUUAAGUGUCGAACCCACUUAUUCCUCACAUUAAAAUUAUUCUUCCUUUAGUUCCAUAGGUGUACUGCAUCAUCCGCAUGAUACAAGUCAUGGUUUUGAUAGCAAAGAACACUAAUACAGUACAGUAGUGCUAUACUUUGUCUUCUAAUCAAAUGUUUAUUUUUUCUACAAUCUAUGUGACCGCAUUGGACUAAAUAUAUAUGUUGAGGCCAUCAAUGUUGAAAAAAAUCUGUUUAAUUUUGUAUAAAGUCCUAUGAUACUCGCUGUAUCUGAGGAUCGCAUCUGAGCACCUUUACGAAAUCCUGAUUGUUUGACAUUCGGUUCACGUAAAACUAUUAAUUAAUUUCAAGACUGCUCUUAAGUUUUAGUUUGGUCAAAAAAACUUUAUGAUGGCCGUGUAAAUAGCUUUUGACUUGCUAAGGCAAUUUUCUCAAGCAUGUGAGACAUGUCACACUCCCAUAAUCCAUUCAUUUCUCACAGGAACCAGUUUCCUUACAGUCAGCUAACACUUCAACAUUCCCUUUUUUUUUAAAUAUGAGCACGCACCAAACACUCUUCUGCAACUAGUAUGGACAGAAAAAUUGCAAUCAAAAAUUGUAUUUCAUAAAGAUGUGUCUGUGUUUCAUGAUUUUACUCAAUAAUAAAUUAUGUAAUUUUG
Molecule: messenger RNA, 5156 nt
Organism: Triplophysa dalaica
Lineage: Eukaryota; Metazoa; Chordata; Actinopteri; Cypriniformes; Nemacheilidae
Product: MAM and LDL-receptor class A domain-containing protein 1-like
Exons: 29
Coding region: 1-4047 (1348 amino acids)
Cellular component (GO): membrane
Molecular function (GO): protein binding
Source: RefSeq, a predicted model, not a curated record